Molecule: messenger RNA, 891 nt
Organism: Caenorhabditis briggsae
Lineage: Eukaryota; Metazoa; Nematoda; Chromadorea; Rhabditida; Rhabditidae
Exons: 6
Coding region: 1-891 (296 amino acids)
Biological process (GO): protein ubiquitination
Molecular function (GO): ubiquitin protein ligase activity
Source: RefSeq, a predicted model, not a curated record
AUGCCCGCCAAAUCUUGCACUAUCUCAUUUAUUUGUUCAUUCUUGAACGAGCUGAUUAUUUUCGACAAAGGCUUAGUAAUGAACAUACCUCGAUGUUCUAUUUGCUUGAUUAAUUAUGACACAAGGGAAAAAAGGCCAAGAGUAUUGACUUGCGGACAUAGCUUCUGCAAACCGUGUAUUUUGGAAGCAUCGACAGUGAUAAGACGAGAAAGUUCUGGACUUAUACGCUCUAUCAAUUGCUCGGAGUGUCGCGCCCUAUCAGAAUUCUCCGAAAGCAAGAUUCCAAUAAAUUAUGAGUUAAGCACCCUUAUUGGAGAAUUGAAUCUGGACGUGCCAUUAGUCAGUUGUACUGAGUGUGAAGAUUGGACAAGAACGACUAGCAUAUGCAUAUGCACCACAUGCACCUCCAUCGCACACAACAAUACAGCAGCGGACAUUCGAAAUAAAAGAAUCGAUAUAAGAAGUAUUUUGAAGUGUUCGGCUUGUAUACUGAGACACCACGCAUCCGACGGACAUUCAUUCUUUUGGGCGCACACUCUGAUACUGGCUGUAGAUCAAGAACUUACGGAAUUAACAUUAAGGAACCACCCAGAAAUUGCUUCAUCCGCUCAAAAAAUGUCUUCUCAUCAUUGCAAGUCGCUUCAUGGAAUCUUGUGCAAUGUGAAACACAAGAAAUUUGCAAAGGAAAUCGAGAGACUGAUGCCGAAAUUUAAGCGUGCAAAUCAUGGAAAGUAUCAGUUUAAUGGUCCGGAAGAUAUAAUAUUGGAGGAAGUUCGUCAACUAGGGGCCAAUUUAAGAGCUACCGGCAAUCUCGUAUUGGAUUUUUUAAUCGUGACAAAAACUAGAAUGAAAUUCAACACUACUCAUAACUCAACCAACUCGUAUUUAUAA